Messenger RNA from Pelmatolapia mariae (spotted tilapia), 2347 nucleotides. RefSeq names its product solute carrier family 16 member 12b (gene slc16a12b). The coding region runs from base 245 to 1441 and encodes 398 amino acids. Gene Ontology annotation, molecular function: monocarboxylic acid transmembrane transporter activity. The record is from RefSeq and is a predicted model, not a curated record. The transcript has 6 exons. Gene Ontology annotation, cellular component: plasma membrane. NCBI's taxonomy places the organism in Eukaryota, Metazoa, Chordata, Actinopteri, Cichliformes, Cichlidae. Gene Ontology annotation, biological process: transmembrane transport; monocarboxylic acid transport.
UCUAUUUGAAUCUGAGCAGCAGCAAAGAAUGAUGGGUACUGUAGUGUACUGAAACUUUUUUCAGAGACAGUCAUGGUGUGUCUUUGUAGCGUGUCUUUGCAGCCGAGCGUCAAACGUGGGGGCAGUGUUAACCCUCUCUUGUGUCUGCAGGUGUGUCUCCAUCUUCUUCGUGGAGUUCCAGGCUCACUUCGGGGCCGACUACGCCACCACCGCCUGGAUCCACAGCCUGCUGGACUGCAGCACCAUGCUCUGCGCUCCCGUCGGCAGCCUGGUGGGGAGCCGCUGGUCCUGCCGGGCGGCGGUGGUGGUGGGGGGCCUCCUGGCCUCCUGCGGCCUCCUGCUCAGCUCCUUCGCCACCAGCCUGGAGAUGCUUUACUUCAGCGCUGGGAUUCUGACAGGUCUGGGCUUCGCCCUCUGCUACACCCCCGCCAUCGCCCUGGUGGGCUGUUACUUCCAGCGGAGGAAGGCGCUGGCGUACGGUGUCGCCAUGUCGGGCAGCGGGAUCGGGACCUUCGUGCUGGCUCCGGUGGUGCAGAUGCUCAUAGAGUUGUACUCGUGGAGGGGGGCACUGCUCGUCCUCAGCGCCUUCGUUGCAAACCUGUGCGUCUGUGGGGCGCUGCUCCGACCAAUAGCACUGCAGGAGGAGCAGUGUGGUGACAUCUCACAGCAGGACGUGGAGAAACCUCCCAAAGACUCUGUGGACCUCCUAGCUCUGCCUCCUCCACCUGAAAGCUCCGCCCCCAGGCUGAGGAGAAUGUGGCGCCUCCUGUCCUGCGGGGAGUACCGCUUCCUGCUGCUGCCUGACUUUCUGGGUCUGGCCGUGUCCUUCCUGUUUCUGGCUAGCGGCUGCAGCCUCCCCUUCGUUUACCUGGUGCCCUACGCCCUGAGUGCCGGCAUCAGCCACCAGCACGCCGCCUUCCUCAUGUCCAUCCUGGGGGUCAUCGACAUCGUGGGGAACAUCACCUUCGGCUGGCUGACGGACAGAAGGUGUUUGAAGCCGUACCGCCUGGCCUGUUAUGUCCUCUCGGUCGGGAUGGAGGGUCUCUGCUGCCUCUUCACGCCGUUACUUCGUUCCUUCCCGCUCCUCGUGCCCUUUGCCGUGCUCUACGGCUACUUCGACGGCGCCUACGUGGCUCUGAUCCCAGUGGUGACGUCUGAUGUGGUCGGAACUACGUAUCUGUCCUCAGCUCUGGGCGUUGUCUACUUCCUCCACGCCAUACCCUAUCUGGUCAGCCCGCCCAUUGGAGGCUGGCUGGUUGAUGUUACAGGAAGUUACACAGCCACUUUCUUCCUCAGCGGCGCCGCUCUGCUGGCCAGCGCGGUCAUUCUCUCCGCCGUCACCGGUUUUCGCCAUUGCCGCCAUCGAUCAGAUUCGGUGCUUCUGCCAUCUUCUGAAAACCGUCAUCAGGGAACCCGAGCCCCUCCACCUCAGUCUGUCUGACCAAUCAGGUGGUUUCAUCACCUUCAACAGGAAGGUGUUACCUCACAACCCUUAGAGAAAAGUAUCAGAUUCCUCGACACCAAAGCCAAGCAGACGGCUAAACAGGCUGACUGACAGGUGUCAAUCAAACGAUGACUUCACAGGAAGUGAAAUCUUUUUAGAGUCUGCUGAAAAUGAAAACGAUAGAAUGAUUUAAAUGUUUUAAUGUUGAGGAAACUCACAGCUUCCUGUCUGAGCUGCCUCAUUAUGUUUCUCGCCACAGUCAUGUGACCGUGACGAACACCCAUUCAGUCCGUUAGCCGUGUGCUACGUCUUUUAGCGUCAGGAGUGUACCUAAUAAAGUGGACAGCAAAUAACACAUCAGUCCAAGCUGAACUGAUCACAGUUAUUGUAGCUGAACCUGAACGCACCACGAUGGUUCCAGCUGUUUGUAGGGAAGGAGGUCACAUGACGACGCUCUCAGGUAUCGAUUUGAUUAACGAGGAAAUAAGAAAGUCAACGUGCUGCAGGGUGUGUGUGUGUGUGUGAGUGAGAGAGAGAGAGUGUGUGUGUGUGUGUGUGUGUGUGUGUGUGAGAGAGAGACACACACACACACACACUCUCUCUCUCUCUCACACUCACACACACAAACACUCUCUGUGUGUGAGAGAGAGAGAGAGUGUUUGUGUGUGUGUGUGUGUGUGUGUGUGUGUGUGUGUGUGUGUGUGUGUGUGUGUGUGAGAGAGAGAGUGUGAGUGAGAGAGAGAGAGGACCAGAAUCAUCUUCAGGUGUGACUCAGGUACUGGUUGACAGUAGAUGUCAGCGUGUGAGCAGCGGGGCUGAAAACGCUGCUGAUUGGUGGAGAGCGUGAUGUCACUGUUGAUGUCACAGUCAGAGUGAUGCUGAUGUUUGUAACGUGUUACAGGA